Messenger RNA from Parastagonospora nodorum SN15, 681 nucleotides. RefSeq lists its product as hypothetical. The coding region runs from base 1 to 681 and encodes 226 amino acids. The record is from RefSeq and is a predicted model, not a curated record. Lineage: Eukaryota; Fungi; Ascomycota; Dothideomycetes; Pleosporales; Phaeosphaeriaceae. The transcript is spliced from 2 exons.
AUGUCCGAGCCUUCGUUGCACGAAUCCCGAAAGGACGGCGUUGAUCCCGAGUCUGAAAACAAGCAUCCAUGUCCCCAAUCAGCCCAACAAUUCGAAGCCUUGACUGCCAGCCCGCUCUCUACAGCAAAACAAAUUGUACCUGAGAUCCUUGGCAUCCCCAUCGACCUCGGCCGAUGGGAAAUCUUUAGUGUCAGUUGGACAGAAGUUGCUCGGCUCCCAAGUCGUCACGAUGCAACGGAUUUCAGAUUUUCAAGUACCAAGUUGGCAUCAGAUAUGGAUUCUGACGUCGGAGAUUCCAUGCGCCUGACACGAGAUUCAGUAGACUUGAAGCCUUUACAAUUGCUCAAUCGCAUGUCUUACAAGGGUGCUCCGCUGGUGAAUAGAGAUGGCUUCUACAUCAAAAUACCGGACAAAGAGGAUGGCCAGAGCUCGAAGGGCGAACUGGUAUAUCAUCCGGAGCGUCCAUGGGACGAGAUGAAAAUUGAUGUUGACAAUAUGGUAUCGACCGCAUCCCACUUUGAAAUGCUUUCUGAAGCAGAGAGGUUGAGACAAAACCCAUGGUGUGAAGAGCAAGGGGACGAGAGCGAUGAAGAUUGGGCAUCUUGCGAUGAAAGACAACCACAGCAUGAACAACCUGGAGAAGGGAGCGACGAUGCUUGGACUUCAUGCAACGAACGAUAA